AGAGAGAGCUAUAAACUUUUUAUUUCAGAGAGAGAGACGCUCUCUAACAUUCUCUAAGAGAAUUGUAAAUAAAGCAUUUAGAAAGUGUGGCAUAUUUUAAGGUGAAAGUUGAACGUCACCAAUCAGUGUUAAACAGUUCUUAAAAACGCGAUCGUCCAAGAUUGUUUACUACCCCAAAAGAUAUUUUUUUGUUGUUGGCUGGUUUUGUGAAAGAAAAAAUACAUAGCACUUAACCACUCGGCCAUUAUAUAAUCAAUAUAAGUGGGUCUGUGAGUAAUAAAACAAACAAAUCCAUUUUGAUAAGCAUCAGUGUCCUCGGCAACUAAAUGUUUGUGUUUAUGUGUGAAUUUAACGAAAUCAGAAGAAGAGCCCAUGUUUCGAUAUAAAACACGAAAUAGUCCGUCUCAAAAGACGUCCCUGCGUUGGGGCGAUAGUUGUGGAAAUUAAAGCAGAAACACCCACACACACACAAACUCUCAUACCUAACUCACCUCUACUCACAGAGUAAAGUAUAAGCUUAAGGCAUCAGCUAUAAAUCACCGAAAUAGUGUAGCCUACAUUUAGGCAUACCACAACUAAAAAUAACAAAUUCCUAUUUAUUUGUAAAAUAAAAAAAUAAAAUUAAAUUGAAUACAAACAACUUGCAACUAUUUUGUGUAAUCGUUUAGUCCACACUCCGAAAGUAAAGGAAAAAACCCAAAAAAUUAAAUUACCCAUAAGUUACCUGUAAAGUGCUGUGUUUUUGGUUAUUGUCAUUAACUACAAACUACUACUACAACGUAUUCUAUAAAAAUCUAAAGUUGCAUAAUUUUAAGUCAAAUCCUAUUUUGCUUUGAAAACGGCGAGAAAACUCACAACAACAAACCAAAUUAACAUUUUCAACUUCUAAUUUGGUGCGUGACUGCUAGCUGAGCUCUCUGGCAUUCAGCAGUCAUAGAAAAAUUUGACUUUUAUCUUUGGCGCAGAGACACAGAGUUAGAGGAUAGGGCAGAUAACUCACCUUUGGAAUUACUGGCUGACUUCUUUAUAAAAAUUUGAGUUCAUGCAAAGGCAAAGAUCCGGAAAAAUAUUCACAAACUGUUUGGCUUAAAAUCUAAAACAAACGAAAUAAUCAAACAAGGCCUAAACUAAAACAAGGCGUUAUAAAAAGUAUUAAAAAUUUACACUAACAACUAAGUUACCAAAAAACACCGACUACAACAACUAACUAAAUAUUAAUAAAUUAAUUUCGAUUACUUGUCUGAGUACAACAACAAGGAGAACUAAAUGCAUAUCAAACGAAUUGAAGAGUUCAUAGUUUAUUGAUGGGAAAAGCCCAUUUAAAGAGCCCCCCUUUCACACUCCAACCAAGAAAUGAACGGACAACUCAAUCACUUUUGUCGUCAUCAUCAUCAUUGGCAACAACAACAGCAGCAGCAGCAGCAUCAGAAAUAGGAAAGAGGUGCUUAAAGUAAUUGCCAGCAUUAGUAUCAAUAGGCACUACAACAACAAAAACAACAAUUACAAUAUUAGAAACAGCAUCCAGCUUCCAUCAUCUUCCCCUGGUUCACACAUUCAACAUCCAACGUCCGGAACAAUAAUUACUUGAGUGAUUUUGACCUCGUCGUGUGUCAUUGGGACACUAGGAAAUAUCGACUGUUGUUGCCGUCAUUGCGUGUGAUUUCUGGUAAUCUGAUAUCUUCUGCAGCACAGAAAAAGACAUUUGACAAAGGCCCAUUCAGGGGCAGAUAGAUAGAUAUUCAGAUAUUUAGAUACUGAGCCAGCGACAGGGCAAAUACCAAAACAAAACAAAACAAAAGACAACAAAAUGAUUAAUAUCGCUGGCGUUGUGAGCAUUGUGCUCUUCUAUUUGCUCAUCUUAGUUGUGGGAAUUUGGGCCGGACGGAAAAAGGAGUCCGGCAAUGAUUCCGAAGAGGAGGUCAUGUUGGCAGGUCGUUCGAUCGGUCUAUUCGUUGGCAUAUUCACCAUGACAGCUACAUGGGUUGGUGGAGGCUACAUCAACGGAACAGCCGAGGCUAUUUAUACAUCGGGUUUGGUUUGGUGUCAGGCUCCCUUUGGAUAUGCCCUAAGUUUAGUGUUCGGUGGCAUCUUCUUUGCGAAUCCCAUGCGAAAACAGGGCUACAUCACCAUGUUGGACCCUUUGCAGGACUCUUUUGGAGAACGUAUGGGUGGUUUGUUGUUUUUGCCAGCUCUGUGUGGUGAAGUGUUUUGGGCAGCGGGUAUUUUGGCUGCUUUGGGUGCUACACUGUCCGUCAUUAUUGAUAUGGAUCACAGGACAUCGGUUAUCUUAUCUUCAUGUAUUGCCAUUUUCUAUACAUUAUUCGGGGGUCUCUAUUCAGUGGCCUAUACAGAUGUGAUACAAUUGUUUUGUAUUUUCAUUGGUUUGUGGAUGUGCAUACCCUUCGCUUGGGCCAAUGAUCAUGUGAAGAGUCUAUCAUCCAUGGAUGUGGAUUGGAUAGGACAUGUGGAGCCGGAACAAAGAUGGUUUUACAUAGACUAUGGUUUGCUGCUGAUAUUCGGUGGUAUACCAUGGCAGGUCUAUUUCCAACGUGUAUUGUCCAGCAAGACGGCUGGUCGAGCUCAGUUAUUAUCCUAUGUGGCAGCGGCAGGUUGUAUCCUAAUGGCCAUCCCACCGGUACUCAUUGGCGCUAUUGCCAAAGCAACUCCUUGGAAUGAAACUGCCUAUACGGGUCCUUAUCCACUGACUGUGCAGGAAACUAGCAUGAUUUUACCUAUGGUCCUACAGUAUUUAACACCAGAUUUUGUAUCGUUCUUCGGUUUGGGUGCUGUCUCAGCGGCCGUUAUGUCUUCAGCAGAUUCUUCGGUGUUGUCAGCAGCUUCUAUGUUUGCUCGCAAUGUCUACAAAUUGAUAUUCCGUCAAAAGGCUUCCGAAAUGGAAAUUAUAUGGGUCAUGAGAGGUGGCAUCAUUGUGGUGGGCAUUAUGGCUACCAUAAUGGCCCUUACAAUACCCUCCAUCUAUGGCCUAUGGUCCAUGUGUUCCGAUUUGGUUUAUGUGAUUCUCUUCCCCCAGCUACUGAUGGUCGUCCAUUUUAAGAAACAUUGCAACACUUAUGGCAGCUUAGCUGCUUAUAUUAUUGCCCUAUUCAUACGUCUGUCAGGCGGUGAGGCACUAUUGGGUCUUCCCGCUCUUAUCCAUUAUCCUGGCUAUGAUGCAGAAAAUCAAACACAAUUGUUCCCCUUCCGCACAAUGGCUAUGUUGGUUAGUUUAGUCACAUUGGUCCUGGUUUCAUGGUGGACGAAAAUGAUGUUUGAGUCUGGUAAAUUACCGCCGAGUUAUGAUAUUUUCCGAUGUGUGGUUAAUAUUCCUGAAGAUGUACAAAGAGUGGGUGAUCCUGCCGAAUGUGGAGAACAGCUCUCAGUUAUGGCUGGCCCCUUGGGUCGCUCAUAUGGUGCAGCCACAAUGGCGGGUAAAGAUGAACGCAAUGGUCGCAUUAAUCCUGCGCUUGAAACAGACGAUGAUCUGCCAGUGGCCGAGGCAAGGCGACUAAAUCAACAGACCGCUCAAGAGCAGGUGCAAAAAAUGUUGAGUUCGGCAACGGGACAAAAUCGCCGAGACUCUAGUGGUAGUGGGGGAGGCGGUGGAGGUGGGGGAUUUGGAGGAGGUAUGGCAAUGCCAACUGCUGAUCAAGACAAUACUGCCUUUUAAGAAAAACCAAAAACAAAGAAAACAAAAAUUCACGAAAAUCUAGAAAACCAAGAAAAGCAAAAAUCUAAGCAGGAUAACCAAAUUUAGAAUUCCGAACUAAAUUCGAACAACUAAACCUACACACACACACACGUAGCACCUUAAAGGAUAAUGUAGAGGAUGCUAAAGGUGUCGAAACGAAUUAGAAAACUUAGAAAAACGAUUAGAGAAACGCUCACCAUGAAAAAAAUUAAGAAAAUAAAAAACAAGUAUAGUUAUCCUUUUGAAAAGGGAGUUGAAUGUAUACAAAAAGUAGAUUACACACACACAAACACAUUCCAAAAAGUCAAAUGUAGGCAAGUAAAGCAUAUAGUAGGUCCCCUGAAAAUCAACACUAACAAAAUUGGCAAUUAAAGUUGCCAUUAUCACAAAACUGAUAACAAAGACUAGAUAUUCUAAAACAAAUCAACCCCUCCCUUGAUGAAAAAAAGAGAUUUAGGACAAUUGUAUAUAAAUGUGAGAAACUACACAAUGAAUGCAAAAAGCAAUUUUGAUGGCCCUCCUAUAUAACAAAAAAAAAAAUGACACAUACUUCGCCCCAUGAUCUUUCCUUAUCCCACUCCUGAUAUGAUAUCUAUUUGGUACCACCAAUACACACACACAUAUAUACACAACAAACUAUGUUUGUUAAAUUAAGGCUUUUUUGUAUUGAUUUUUUUUGUGUUUUUUUGUAAUAUUAAUUUCGAACGAAACCAAACUAGGCAAAUGAAAUAUUGUUGUAAACUAGUUUCAGAUGGCUAUAAAAACAGAAUUGUUAAGCUUAAGCAAGAAAAAAAUGCAAGUGCUCAGGUAUUCCAUGUUAAUGUUUGUUAAAUAUUUAAUUAACUAUCUGUUAUCUAACGAUUAAUUAUUUUUAAGUUGCUAAUGUUCAAAACAAAAUUAAGUAUUUACUUCACUAACUAACUAUUGUUGUGUUAUUUAUAGACUUUAAAAAAACAAUGAUUGGUUACAUACAUACAUAUGUGUUAUGCUUAGUUAAUUUUAGUCUAAAUUUAGAAACAAAACCAA
Molecule: messenger RNA, 4714 nt
Organism: Stomoxys calcitrans (stable fly)
Lineage: Eukaryota; Metazoa; Arthropoda; Insecta; Diptera; Muscidae
Gene: ChT
Product: high-affinity choline transporter 1
Exons: 9
Coding region: 1808-3667 (619 amino acids)
Biological process (GO): choline transport; acetylcholine biosynthetic process; transmembrane transport
Cellular component (GO): plasma membrane
Molecular function (GO): choline:sodium symporter activity
Source: RefSeq, a predicted model, not a curated record